GUCCUGGGAUUACAGGUGUGAGCCACCGUGCCUGGCCUAAGCCUCUCAUAAGGCCGUGCGCCCUCUCAGAGGCCACCCUUGCAGAAGAUUCCCUGAGACUUAAAGACCUGGGGCACCCCGGACUUUCCUAAUCGUAGCUCCACCCACUCGAGGCGGGUGCCUUUGCGUUUCCCGUUUUUAAAUGAGAUAGUGGCACACCCGGUGGCAUCCUCCCGCCCGGGCUCUUAUCGGCGGUCCCAGCCCUGCUUGAGCGCCUCCGGGUGUCACGGGCCUCUGCAAACACCAAAGCUCUCGAACCCCGAUGUGGACCCCGGUGCGGCGCGGGGCAGCCUGGCUGGGAACCCUGCUCAGCCCGGGAGAGGGUCCCCAUGAGCCGAGGGGCGGAGCGGCGCAUGCCCACAAGCCAGCCGCGGGAAGUAGGAAAUCGACCCGCCAGGCGGUGCGCUUCGGACCCCGCCAGGGCAUGUGCUCCGAGGCCCUCCUGGCUCGCAGGUUGCGAGCGGCGCUGCGGGAGGAGGAGCCGUGGGCGGUAGAGGAGCUGCUGCGCUGCGGCGCGGACCCUAAUUUGGUGCUGGAGGAUGGCGCAGCUGCUGUGCACUUGGCUGCCGGAGCCCGGCACCCGCGCGGCCUGCGUUGCCUCGGGGCCCUACUGCGCCAAGGCGGGGACCCCAACGCUCGAUCUGUCGAGGCAUUGACGCCGCUGCAUGUGGCCGCUGCCUGGGGCUGCCGCCGCGGGCUGGAGCUGCUGCUGAGCCAAGGAGCAAACCCGGCGCUGCGCGACCAGGACGGACUCCGGCCGCUGGACCUGGCCCUGCAGCAGGGGCACCUGGAGUGUGCGCGAGUCCUGCAAGAUCUCGACACGCGGACCAGGACCCGGACCUGGAUCGGGGCAGAGACCCAGGAGCCCGAGGCUGCACCUGGCACUCCAGGCCUCUCUGGAUCUCCUGAUGAGAUGCUGGACUCCAUAGCACUCCAAACGCAGCCAUGCAGAGGUGACAACAGGGACAUGGACUUGGAGGCUGACCCAGGACCCCCCAGCCUCCCUGUUCCCCUUGAAAUUGCGGACAAAGAUGGGAGCUCAGCGUCCCCUCCAGGGCACUGGGAUUACAGCUCAGAUGCCUCUUUCAUCACAGCAGUUGAGGUCUCUGGAGCGGAGGACCCAGCCUCGGACACUCCCCCCUGGGCUGGGUCAUUGCCACCGACCAGGCAGGGACUUCUGCAUGUUGUCCAUGCCACCCAGAGGGUACCUAGGUCUCAGGGCACGGAGGCAGAACUGAAUGCCCGUCUGCAGGCCCUGACUCUGACCCCACCAAAUGCUGCUGGCUUCCAGUCCUCCCGUUCCUCCAUGCCUCUCCUAGACAGGAGUCCAGCUCAUAGCCCCCCCCCGACACGAGCCCCUGGAGCUUCUGACUGCCACGGCCUGUGGGAGCACCAGACAUCCAUUGAUAGUGACAUGGCCACGCUCUGGCUGACAGAGGAUGAGGCAAGCUCUACAGGUGGCAGGGACCCUGUCGGCUGUUGCCAGCACCCGCCAGUCUCCAUUGUGUCUGACUUGGAGUUGCUGCAGGGGCUGCGAGCGCUUGGUGAGAAUCCUGGCCCUGUCACACCCUUCACCCGGCGAUUCUACCUCCAGCGGCUGAAAGAAGCCCAGAUUGCCCCUGAGUUUUCAGGGCACAGCCUAGAACUGGCUGCAGCCCUGCGGACAGGCUGUAUUCCAGAUGUCCAGGCAGAUGAAGACGCGCUGGCCCAGCAGUUUGAGCAGCCAGAUCCCGCCAGGAGGUGGCGGGAGGGGGUCGUAAAGUCUAGCUUCACAUAUUUGCUGCUGGACCCCAGGGAGACUCAGGACCUGCCAGCCCGAGCCUUCUCACUGACCCCAGCUGAGCGCCUUCAGACUUUCGUCCGUGCCAUCUUCUACGUGGGCAAAGGGACGAGGGCCCGGCCAUAUGUCCACCUCUGGGAAGCCCUUGGUCACCAUGGGCGGUCAAGAAAACAGGCCUGCCCCAAAGUGCGUCAGAUCUUGGACAUCUGGGCCAGUGGUUGCGGCGUUGUGUCCCUACAUUGCUUCCAGCAUGUGGUCGCUGUGGAGGCUUAUACACGGGAGGCGUGUAUUGUGGAAGCCCUAGGGAUCCAGACGCUCACCAACCAGAAACAAGGGCACUGCUAUGGAGUGGUGGCAGGCUGGCCACCUGCUCGUCGCCGGCGCUUGGGGGUGCACCUGCUGCACCGCGCCCUCCUCGUCUUCCUGGCUGAAGGCGAGCGACAGCUUCGUCCCCAGGACAUUCAGGCCCGGGGCUGAGUGCUGGGGAGUUGGCCAUCCAGCCUGGGAAGAAAUGUUUGAAUGUUCCAGCUGCCCUGUGCUGACAGCAGCCCCCAUCUCUGGUUUCAGAAGUGGGGUGUGUGUGUGUAGGGAGCACCAGGGCAGAUCUCCUCCAGUCUGAGAGAGGACUUUGUUACAGAUGGUACUCCUGGAGGGGUAGUAAGUAGUGAGCUCCCCAUCAUGGGAGGAGGACAAGUAGGGAAGCAGAAGGUGCUUUGGAACAGUCCAGUGCUUCUGUCAGAGGCGUUUGAACCUGGGCAACUCCACCUUGAAUAGGAGCUGGGUAAAAUGGGGCUGAAACCUACUGGGCUGCAUUCCCAGACGGUUAAAGCAUUCUAAGUCACAGGAUGAGGUAGGAGGUCAGCACAAGAUAAUGGGUCAUAAAGACCUUGCUGAUAAAACAGGUUGCAGUAAAGAAGCCGGCCAAAAUCCACCAAUACCAAGAUGGCGACAAGAGUGACCUCUGGUCGUCCUCAUUGCUACACUCCCACCAGCGCCAUGACAGUUUACAAAUGCCAUGGC
Molecule: messenger RNA, 2839 nt
Organism: Cercocebus atys (sooty mangabey)
Lineage: Eukaryota; Metazoa; Chordata; Mammalia; Primates; Cercopithecidae
Gene: ANKLE1
Product: ankyrin repeat and LEM domain containing 1
Exons: 9
Coding region: 302-2296 (664 amino acids)
Molecular function (GO): protein binding; endonuclease activity
Source: RefSeq, a predicted model, not a curated record